GGCGGGGCCUGGGUAGCCUAGGCAACGUCCCGGAAGUGGCGGGCUGCGCGAACCUGUGGCGGGCCGGGCGGCUCUGGCGCCUGGAGGUGGUUUAGUGGCGGCGGAGGCGGCGGUCGGCCGACGGCAAGAUGUCACUUGUCAGAGUGAACCGUUAUGGUCCCCGGGGAGGAGGAAGGAAAGUGCUGAAAGUAAGGAAGAAGAAAACAUCACUGAAGCAAGAAUGGGAUAAUACUGUGAAUGAUCUAACAGUUCAUCGGGCAACUCCUGAAGAUCUGAUACGUCGUCAUGAAAUACACAAAUCAAAGAACAGAGCAUUAGUACACUGGGAACUCCAAGAAAAAGCUUUGAGGAGAAAAUGGAAGAAGCAGAAACCAGAAGUUUCUAAUCUUGAGAGAAGGAGAUUGUCUAUCAUGAAGGAGAUUCUUUCUGAUCAAUACCAGAUGCAGGAUGUUUUGGAAAAAUCUGAUCAUUUGAUUGCUGAAGCAAAAGAUCUGUUUGUUGAUUUUCCCCGUAGGCGCACAGGGUUUCCGAAUGUAACUAUUGCUCCUGAUUCCUCUCAGGGUCCCAUUGUGGUAAAUCAAGACCCUGUCACGCAGGCCAUUCUUAGUGAAUCUGUCAUGGAGCCUCAGGCUCUUAAUGAAGUAGAUGAUGAUGAAGGAGGAACUGUUAAUAGCCAGUCAGAAGAAAGUGAGAAUGAAGCAGAUAACUCUCUAAACUCUCAGUCGAAUAUGAAUGUAGACAGGCUUCUCCACCAACUAAAGGAAGAUAAUUCUGAGUUAAUUAAUAAGCUGUGGACUGAUAUUCAGCAGAAAAUAGCAGCACAGUCACAAACCCCUUCAGGAACUCCAUCACCUGCCCCUCCAUCAGGAGAACAAAAAGCUGCUCUGAAUGCUACUGGUGCUGUCAAGAGAAUCCAUACCAGGGUUCAAUCUGAAGAAUCUACUGCAGCUCUAGACUCAAGCUAUGUUGUCGGACAAGUGCUGAACUCAAGGAAGCAAAAACAGUUGUUAAAUAAAGUGAAAAGAAAACCGGAUUCACAUUCUUCUUCCAAGCAAAAGAAGAACACAUUAACAGCUAGCACAGCCUCUACCGACUUACCAAAUAGCAAUAAUUCCAGCCUGGAUGUCCUCAAACACAUGAUAAAUGAGGUGGAACAUGAAAUGGAAGAAUAUGAACGGUGGACAGGACGUGAGGUCAGGGGACUGCAGAGUAGUCAGGGUCUUACAGGCUUCACUUUGUCACUGGUGGGCUCCCUGUGUCGCCUGGUUCGGUACCUUAAAGAGAGUGAGCUCCAGCUGCGUAAAGAAGUAGAGACAAGGCACCAACUGGAACAAAUGUUAGGUGAUCAUCGAGAGCUCAUUGAUGCUCUUACAGCUGAAAUUCUUUUUCUUAGAGAAGAAAAUACUGCUACCCAGGCAAGACUUCAGCAGUACAUGGUCACAACAGAUGAGCAGCUUAUAUCACUCACACAUGCCAUGAAGAACUGUCCUGUGAUAAAAAGCAACAAAGAAAGUCAGACAUCAGAAAGGGGAUCCACGAGUAGAAAAAUUAUAGAUAAUCUAGAGGGUCCCAUUGUAAAUGCUAAUGUCUCCAUGCCAUUGGUGUUCAGAGGGGAAGAAGUGGCGGAAUUUGCACAGGAAGACUUGCCAGUUAAACUGUCUCAGGUGCCAGCUCCCCCGGACAACGUGACUCUGACUAACAGUUUUCCAGCACAUGUAUUUGAGCCCGCUGUGCUGUUAACACCACCCAGGCAGAAGAGCAGCUCCGGAUUCUCCCCCUUGCAGGACGUAUUAAGGAGAACUGUUCAAACUCGUCCUGCCCCACGAAUUCCUCCAACUGUGGAAAUAAUUGAGAAAGAACAAAAUUGGGAAAAGAACACCUUACCUACUGGCACAGACAAUCAGAAUUCAAACGAAGAGAAUCACCUCUUCACUCAGAGGUGGAGGGUGUCUCACAUGGGGGAAGAUGUGGAGAACAAAGCCCAGGCUCCUUUUGUUAACCUUUCACAGCCCUUCUGCGGUUCCCAUUCAAACACUCAGCAGGCCAGAGUCCCCGAGUUCUCAGAAGAGCCUCCAGUACUAGGAGACAGGCAGCAGCUUAAAACAAAUGAGGCACUAAUACAAAGAAAAGACAUCUUGACACGAAUUGCUGAGUUGACACUGCAGAAUUCAGCUAUCAAGGCACAUCUGAAUAAUAUUAUUGAACCAGGAGGAGAGCAAGGGGAUGGACUUCGGGAACUAAACAAACAAGAGACAAGUCAUGUGAGCAACAUGACUACAACUUUUCCAGCAGCACAACCUCUAAUACCAAGUAGCAUGGAGGAACGGAUUGCAGAAUUGAAUCGGCAGAGUAUGGAGGCUCGUGGAAAACUCUUGCAGUUAAUAGAGCAGCAGAAACUUAUUGGUUUGAAUCUUUCCUCUCCAACAGUAUCACCCAUUCUGUCACCUCUCAGAGCAUGGACUGAAGGAGGAAAGAAGACAAUUGAGGUAUCUAUUCCAGGAGCAGAAGCCCCAGAAAGCUCAAAAUGCAGUACUAUCUCUCCUACCAGUGGGAUAAAUACAAGAAGAUCAUCAGGGGCUACUAGUAAUUCUUGUUCUCCAUUAAACGCCACCACAGGAAGUGGGCGAUUCACACCUGUUAAUCCAAGAGCAAAGAUUGAGAAACAGAACGAAGAAGGCUGGUUUGCUCUUUCUACCCACGUGUCAUAAGUAAAGAUAGUUGUACAGAUUUUAUUUUCAGUAGUAUAUUCUUGAGCUUCCACUCCCUUUUCCCGGCUCCUGCUUUCAAGUUUUCAUGUCCUUUUAGAUAAAACCUGCAAAGUUCUUGUGACUGAGUACUUAAGAAACAAAGAAUAAAGCAACUAUUUAAAUCUUGGAUCUUUUCAAAGAAAUUUCCAACAACUAACAAUGUACAACAUGUUAAUAAAAUUUUGACUAUAGGAAAGUUGAAGUUUUAUAUUUUAAUAACUUCAUAAAUAUUGUAAAAUUUUUCUGAGUAAAACAUUUUUACCUUUGUCAUCUUUUUUCAAGUUUUUUGGUCUAGUAUAUCUUAAAUGAUGGAUUCUAUUUUUUUUCUGAAGAAUUAAGUCGUUUUGCAUAUAACAUAGUAAAAUGGCAUUUAGUCAUUAAAGUCUGGUUUUCAGAAAAAUUUAACAUUCCCUUUGAUUUCAUUUUGGGAGGGAGGUCACUAUUGUCUGUGGCUUUUUCCAUCAAGUGGAAUGUACAGCUUUAAAAAGUAGGUGUGGGAGCAUUUGCUUAUAUUUGCUUAUGCAGUUCAGAGUGGUGUAUAUAUUAUAAAAUUCUUCUAUAGUCUUUAAAUGUGAAAAUGUAAUCAAUAAUGGUAGUAUAUAUCAAAUAAAUAAUGAUCAUAGCUCAUUUCUAAA
This is a messenger RNA of Canis lupus familiaris (dog), 3382 nucleotides long. It is a transcript of the gene SPICE1, whose product is annotated as spindle and centriole associated protein 1. Gene Ontology annotation, cellular component: centriole; centrosome; spindle. Gene Ontology annotation, biological process: mitotic spindle assembly; metaphase chromosome alignment; regulation of centriole replication. NCBI's taxonomy places the organism in Eukaryota, Metazoa, Chordata, Mammalia, Carnivora, Canidae. The record is from RefSeq and is a predicted model, not a curated record.